Hyphopichia burtonii NRRL Y-1933 is the source of this 1534-nucleotide messenger RNA. RefSeq names its product acetylornithine transaminase (gene ARG8). Gene Ontology annotation, biological process: arginine metabolic process. The record is from RefSeq and is a predicted model, not a curated record. The transcript has a single exon. Bases 108 to 1496 code for a protein of 462 amino acids. Gene Ontology annotation, cellular component: mitochondrial matrix. Gene Ontology annotation, molecular function: identical protein binding; pyridoxal phosphate binding; transaminase activity. NCBI's taxonomy places the organism in Eukaryota, Fungi, Ascomycota, Pichiomycetes, Serinales, Debaryomycetaceae.
CAACCCCGAAAGCUUUAUAAUUGGGUUAUUAGCUUAUCGAUAAGUGAUUGGAAUAUUUACUGCAAAGUGGACUAGUGAAAUUAUCAAAAGGUACAAGAAAUUUCGUUAUGAUUAGAUCAAUUAGUGCUAAAUGUUUAAGAACUAGAUUAGUUGGUUCAAAGCAAUGUUUCUCUACCACUACCAGAGUCUUUAAUUCGUCUACUGGUAUUCCCGAUGCUACAGAAGAAUCUCAUACUGGUCAGUAUAUCAAUACCAUUACCAAGCCAUACACUGCCACCACUUAUGCUCGUCCUAAUGUUGUUAUCACCCAUGGGAAAGGGUCACAUUUGUAUGAUUUGGAAAAUCGCCAAUACAUUGACUUUACUGCAGGUAUUGCAGUAACGUGUUUGGGACAUUCAGAUCCUGAAAUUACUAAUAUCAUUAGUGAACAAGCCAAAACAUUGAUUCAUUGUUCCAACUUAUAUUAUAAUCUUCCUGCUGGAGAAUUACUGUCAAAGUUAGUUCAUAAAACAUUACAAGCUGGAGGAAUGAAAGAUGCACAAAGGGUGUUUUUAUGUAACUCAGGUACUGAAGCCAAUGAAGCUGCAUUGAAGUUUGCCAGAAAACACGGUAAGAAUAUUAAUGAAGAAAAAACUGAAAUAAUCACAUUUAAUAAUUCAUUCCACGGUAGAUCAAUGGGGGCAUUAUCAGUGACACCAAAUCCUAAAUAUCAAGCACCUUUUGCUCCUUUGAUUCCAGGAGUCCAAGUGGCUGAUAUUAAUGAUAUCAAAAGCGUGGAAACGUUAAUGAAAAAGGAUAAAACCUGUGCCGUUAUCAUUGAACCAAUUCAAGGUGAAGGUGGAGUUACCCCAGUUGAUUCCGAAUUCUUGGUUGCAUUGAGAAAAUUAUGUGAUGAAAAUGAUGUUGUAUUAAUCUAUGACGAAAUUCAAUGUGGUUUAGGACGUACCGGUAAAUUAUGGGCACAUUGUGAUCUCCCACAGGAAGCUCAUCCAGAUAUUUUAACCAUGGCUAAAGCCUUGGGUAAUGGUUUCCCAAUUGGUGCAACCAUGAUCAGUGAAAAAAUUGAAAAAUCUUUAAAUGUCGGUGAUCAUGGUACUACUUACGGUGGUAAUCCAUUGGGUGCUAAGAUUGGUUCUUACGUUGUUGAUAAAAUAAGUAAACCAGAAUUUUUGGAAUCAGUUAAUCAAAAGGCUGAAAAAUUUAAUAAAAAAUUAACUGCAAUCGCUGAAAAUUAUCCAAAUAUCAUUACUUCAGUUAAAGGUAAAGGUUUAUUGAUGGGUCUUCAAUUCAAAGAAAACGUCGAUAUCGCCAGUAUCGUUUCCCAAUGUAGACAGCACGGUUUACUUGUGAUUACGGCUGGUAUGAACGUCAUUAGACUCGUUCCUGCUUUGAACAUCCCGGAUGACGUAAUUCAAGAUGGUCUCAACAUUCUAAGCAAAUGUCUUGACGAUAGUUUGGCCAAAUACAAAAUUGAAGACCCCCUGACCAAAAACUAAACUUCUCUCAUAUUAUAGACUCCAAUAUAUGUAUUUUA